AUGGCUUCUGAUUCAUGGGCUUCUCGCUUUUCAACUUCUUCAAGAAGAUGUCACACUCGAUCUGAUCUGUAUGAAGAGACUGAAGCAGAAGAGGAUUUGAAAGCAGAGUAUUUGUGUCCGUUUUGCGCCGAGGAUUUUGAUGUUGUUGGUCUCUUUUGCCACAUCGAUGAAGAGCAUCCUGUUGAAGCCAAAAAUGGGGUGUGUCCAGUUUGUGCUAAAAGGGUGGGGAUGGACAUUGUUAGUCACAUUACUGGGCAGCAUGGGAACUUCUUUAAGAUAUCCUUUUAUCGUAAGAGGAGAUUGCGAAAAGGGGGAGCUAACUCAGCAUUUUCUAUAUUGAGAAAAGAGCUGCGAGAAGGAAGUUUACAAUCCCUUCUCGGUGGAUCCACGUGCUUUGUUUCUUCCUCCAAUACAGAACCUGAUCCAUUGCUUUCACCUUUCAUAUUUAAUCCACCUGGUUUUGACGAACCACUGAAUGCAAAACCUCUUUCUUCUGCUGAAGCAAGCAAAGUGAAGGAGAACACAACUGAGGAGUUUCUAGAAAAGAAAGUCCAACAACAGCUACAUCUAUCAGACAAGGACCAAGAGGAGAAGUCCCGGAAAUCAGAGUUUGUCCAAGGACUAUUGCUCUCUACCAUUCUUGAUGAUGAGUUAUGA
Molecule: messenger RNA, 657 nt
Organism: Dovyalis caffra
Lineage: Eukaryota; Viridiplantae; Streptophyta; Magnoliopsida; Malpighiales; Salicaceae
Source: the annotation of a GenBank genome assembly